This is a messenger RNA of Adineta steineri, 1758 nucleotides long. Lineage: Eukaryota; Metazoa; Rotifera; Eurotatoria; Adinetida; Adinetidae. The record is from the annotation of a GenBank genome assembly.
AUGAAAUAUAUUCUUGUUACUGGUGGUGUUAUUAGUGGUAUUGGUAAAGGUAUUAUCUCAUCAAGUAUUGGGACAAUACUUAUUUCUUAUGGAUUUCGUGUAACAUCAAUUAAAAUUGAUCCUUAUAUUAAUAUUGAUGCUGGUACAUUUUCACCAUUUGAACAUGGAGAAGUAUUCGUACUUGAUGAUGGCGGUGAAGUCGAUUUAGAUUUGGGUAAUUAUGAACGAUUUCUUGGUAUUACAUUACAUCGUGAUAAUAAUAUAACAACUGGUAAAAUUUAUCAGUAUGUUAUUGAUAGAGAACGACGUGGAGACUACCUUGGAAAAACUGUGCAAGUUGUACCCCAUAUAACCGAUGCUAUUCAAGAAUGGGUUGAACGUGUUGCUCGGAUAUCCGUUGAUGAUGAUACCGCGGAACCAGAUAUAUGUAUUAUUGAACUUGGUGGUACAGUUGGUGAUAUUGAAAGUAUGUCAUUUGUUGAAGCCUUUCGACAAUUUCAAUUUCGUGUAAAGAAAGAAAAUUUUUGUGUUGUUCAUGUCAGUCUUGUUCCACAACCAAAUUCAACUCAAGAACAUAAAACAAAACCAACUCAACAUAGUGUAAAAGAACUUCGUGGUUACGGUUUAACACCUGAUCUUAUUGUUUGUCGAUCUACAACACCAAUGCCUUUAUCUGUUAAAGAAAAAAUCUCAAUGUUUUGUCAAGUUGAUAAAGAUCAUGUUAUUUGUAUGCCUGAUGUCAAAACAUUGUAUCGUGUUCCUAUAUUACUUGAAGAAAGUGGUGUCUACAAUUUCCUAUCAACGCGUCUCAAUCUAAUACAAAAAUCUAGUUAUGAUGAAUCGUUUAUGAUCAAGUGGCGUGAUUUGAUCGAAAGAAGUGAACGACAACUUGAUGAAGUUGUUAUUGCUCUUGUUGGAAAAUAUACGGCUUUAGAAGAUGCUUAUGCUUCCGUACUUAAAGCACUCAAUCAUGCUGCACUAUUCUGUAAUAGAAAAUUAAAAAUACGAUUUGUUGAUUCAACAGAUUUAGAAGAAAAUACAAAAAAAGAAGAUCCAGUUAAAUAUCACGAAGCAUGGCAACAACUUUGUAGCGCACAUGGUGUAAUUGUACCUGGUGGAUUUGGUUCACGUGGUAUUGAAGGUAAAAUAGCAGCUAUUGAAUGGGCACGAAAACAAUCGAAACCAUUUCUUGGCAUAUGUCUUGGUCUACAAUGUGCUGCUAUUGAAUUUGCAAGACAUGUUUUAAAUUAUCAUGAUGCAACAUCUUCAGAAUUUGAUACAACGAAUCAUCAAGUGAUUAUUGAAAUGCCUGAACAUAACACAGGAAAUAUGGGUGGUACAAUGAGAUUAGGACGUCGAACAACUCAUUUUGUAACAGAUGAUAGUAUUAUUAAAAAACUUUAUGGAAAUGUUGAUUCAAUCGAUGAACGUCAUCGUCAUCGAUAUGAAGUUAAUCCACGAUAUAUUGAAGAAUUUGAAAAGGCUGGAAUGAAAUUUGUUGGAAAAAGUGAUGAUAAUCAACGAAUGGAAAUACUUGAACUUGAUAAUCAUCCGUAUUUCGUUGGUGUUCAAUAUCAUCCAGAAUAUAUUUCACGUCCAUUAAAACCCUCAGCUCCAUAUUUAGGACUUAUUUGGGCUGCAUGUGGUGAAUUAAAAAAUGUAUUAAUGCAUGUUACAAAAGAACAAAUGGCAACAACUGAUAGUACAAGAAAAUCUUCAGGAACAUUUUCUCAUAAGAAUUUAUUUCGUCAUACAUAA